This is a messenger RNA of Penicillium lagena, 4248 nucleotides long. RefSeq names its product L-aminoadipate-semialdehyde dehydrogenase (gene aarA). Bases 1 to 4248 code for a protein of 1415 amino acids. NCBI's taxonomy places the organism in Eukaryota, Fungi, Ascomycota, Eurotiomycetes, Eurotiales, Aspergillaceae. The transcript is spliced from 4 exons. Gene Ontology annotation, biological process: L-lysine biosynthetic process. The record is from RefSeq and is a predicted model, not a curated record. Gene Ontology annotation, molecular function: L-aminoadipate-semialdehyde dehydrogenase [NAD(P)+] activity; phosphopantetheine binding.
AUGGCUGUGGGAUCAGGUCCAUUGCAGGACCGCCUGGAGCGAUGGGCCCAACGGCUCAACAACCUGACCGUCUCUCCAUUGACUCGAGACUACCCGGACUCCCAGAAGGCCGACUCGAGAGCCAUCGAGGCAUUCGAAUCGAUUCAGCUGCCUAAGGAAACUCAAUUGGCGCUCAAGAAGCUCUCCGGCUCAUCCACGUCGGACUUUACGGUCUUCCUCACCGCAUUUGUGAUUCUCGUGGCACGUCUCACGGGCGACGAGGAUAUCUCCGUGGGAACAAGCCUAGGUGAUGAUGGCCGCCCAUUUGUGCUGCGGGUGCCCAUUGACGCAUCCGAGACCUUCCUCCAGCUCUAUGCCAAAGUAGACAAGGCGUUCAGCGAAGGCUCUUCCGACAUCGUCCCACUGGGCAGUCUGCGCUCGCACAUCCAAGACAAGUCCAAAUCGGAGCGCGCUCCUAUCCUCUUCCGUUUUGCCGCAUACGAUGCCCCCGCUGCCUCCCAGGAAUACCCAGCCAAUACCUUCGAGACCACGGAUCUAGUGGUCAAUGUUGCGCCGGGCUCGACCGCUGCCGGUGCAUACUACAACCAGCGUCUUUUCUCAAGCGCACGGAUUGCCACUAUCCUAAAGCAACUAGCUCAGAUUGCCGGCAAUGCUGCCGCAAAUCCCGAAGAAGCAAUUGGCCGGAUUGAUUUGAUGACCGAGGACCAGCGUGCGAUCUUGCCGGAUCCUACGUCAGACCUAAACUGGUCUAAAUUCCGUGGCGCCAUCCACGAUAUCUUCUCCGCGAAUGCAGAGAGCCACCCGGACAAGCUAUGCGUUGUUGAGACUAAGUCGGCCACGUCUCCUCACCGCGAGUUCACCUACAAGCAGAUCAACGAGGCGUCAAAUAUCUUAGGACACCACCUAGUGCAAUCUGGCAUCGAAAGAGGGGAGGUGGUGAUGGUCUAUGCUUACCGUGGUGUAGACCUCGUCGUGGCUGUCAUGGGUAUCUUGAAGGCCGGUGCGACGUUCUCCGUUAUCGACCCGGCGUACCCGCCAGAGCGGCAAAAUAUCUACCUGGAUGUGGCCCGUCCUCGUGCCCUAGUGAAUAUUGCCAAGGCUACAAGAGACGCCGGAGAACUGUCCGACAUUGUCCGCUCCUUUAUUAAUGGAAAUCUUCAGCUCCGGACCGAAGUUCCCGCUCUGGCUCUGCUGGAUGAUGGCACUCUCGAAGGCGGAUUGAUCAACGGCAAGGAUGUGUUCGCCAAUCAGGUUGAGCUGAAGUCCAAAUCUGUUGGUGUCGUCGUGGGCCCUGACUCAACCCCGACACUCUCAUUCACGUCUGGCUCGGAGGGUCGCCCGAAGGGCGUUCUUGGCCGCCACUAUUCGCUCGCAUAUUACUUUCCCUGGAUGUCGGAGACCUUUAACCUCACCCCCAACGACAAGUUCACGAUGCUAAGCGGUAUUGCCCAUGAUCCUAUCCAAAGAGACAUUUUUACCCCGUUGUUCCUAGGCGCACAGCUCCUAGUGCCUGCUCGGGAAGAUAUCCAGAAUGAAAAGCUGGCCGAAUGGAUGCAGAAAUACGAAGCCAGCGUCACCCAUCUGACCCCUGCUAUGGGCCAGAUCCUUGUGGGCGGUGCUUCUGCACAAUUCCCCACUCUUCACCACGCAUUCUUCGUUGGGGAUAUUCUGAUCAAGCGUGACUGUCGCUCCCUCCAGGGACUGGCCCCGAACGUCUCUAUCGUUAACAUGUAUGGGACUACGGAAACCCAGCGGGCUGUUAGCUAUUACCAAAUCCCUAGUUACGCCAGCCAAGAAGGAUUCCUCGAUACGUGCAAGGAUGUCAUUGCCGCAGGCCGGGGAAUGUUGGAUGUGCAAAUGCUCGUGGUUAACCGCUUCGACCCUACGCGUAUCUGUGCGAUUGGCGAGGUGGGUGAAAUUUACGUGCGUGCUGCUGGUCUCGCAGAGGGCUACCUGGGGUCCCCCGAGUUGAACCAGAAGAAGUUCUUGACAAAUUGGUUCGUUAAGCCUGAAGUUUGGAUCGAAAAGGACAAGGCUGCGUCCGCAAAGAAUGAGCCCUGGCGAGAGUUCUACGUUGGUCCCCGUGACCGCCUAUACCGCAGCGGUGAUCUGGGCCGAUACACCCCAACCGGAGACGUCGAGUGUUCUGGUCGCGCCGAUGACCAGGUGAAGAUUCGUGGUUUCCGAAUCGAGCUUGGAGAAAUUGACACGCACCUUUCGCGGCACCCUCUAGUCCGUGAGAAUGUCACCCUGGUGCGUCGAGACAAAUUCGAGGAGCCUACGCUAGUGAGCUACUUCGUGCCUGAUAUGAACAAGUGGGCCGAUUGGCUUCAGAGCAAGGGUCUCAAGGAUGAUGAUUCCGCCGAUGGCAUGGUUGGCUUGCUUCGACGUUUCCGGCCUCUUAGGGACGAUGCUCGUGAGCACCUUCGCAGCAAGCUUCCCGCUUAUGCGGUGCCUACGGUGAUUAUUCCCUUAAAGAGAAUGCCGCUGAAUCCCAAUGGCAAGAUCGACAAGCCAGCCCUCCCCUUCCCCGAUACGGAGGAACUUAGCGCGGCGGCACCGCGUCGCCGUUCGUCCGUCAUGCAGGCCCUGUCCGAGACUGAGGAGGCUCUUGCCCAGAUCUGGGCUAAGCUGAUUCCUAAUGUCACCGCUCGCAUGAUUGGUCCCACUGAUUCAUUCUUUGACCUCGGCGGCCACAGUAUUCUGGCCCAGCAGAUGUUCUUUGACCUACGGCGUAAGUGGCGCGGCAUCGAUAUCUCCAUGAAUGCUAUCUUCCGCAGCCCGACCCUCAAAGGCUUUGCUAGUGAAAUUGACCGACUGGUGGAUUUCGAGUCGUUCGCGACUAGCGACGAUCCCAAGGCCGCUCAAGUCUCUCAAGCCGCCAGUGAGCCCGACGAUGAAUACUCAAAGGAUGCCCGCCAGCUCGUAAAUGAGCUACCGCAAACCUUCCCCGAACGCACUGAUGCAAUGCUCUCUAGUGAGCCAACCAUCUUCCUCACCGGAGCAACCGGUUUCCUCGGCGCGCAUAUUCUCCGUGACCUGCUCACUCGCAAGGCCCCGUCCGCUAAGGUUGUGGCUUUGAUUCGCGCUAAGAGCAACGAGCAAGCUCUGGAUCGUCUUCGCGCUACCUGCGGUGCCUACGGCUUCUGGGAUGAAGCAUGGACCACUAGACUACAGUGCGUCUGCGGUAACCUUGGCGACGCCCGCUUUGGUCUCUCACAGGCCUCGUGGCACGACCUGGCUAGCCGUGUCGAUGCAGUUAUUCACAAUGGAGCCCUCGUCCAUUGGGUCUAUCCGUAUUCAACUCUCAAGCCGGCUAAUGUCAUGGGAACGAUCGAUGCGCUAAAGCUUUGUGCCACCGGCAAAGCUAAGCAGUUUGCCUUUGUCAGCUCGACUAGCGCCCUCGACAAGGAUCACUACGUCGAAGAAUCCGAGCGGAUCAUCGCUGCUGGCGGUAAUGGCAUCAGCGAAGAAGAUGACCUCGAAGGCAGCAGUGUCGGGCUUGGAACGGGUUACGGCCAGAGCAAGUGGGCGGGAGAAUAUCUUGUCCGCGAAGCUGGCCGCCGGGGUUUGAAGGGAACCAUCAUCCGCUCUGGAUAUGUACUGGGCGAUUCUACCACCGGAACUACGAAUACGGACGACUUCCUCAUCCGUAUGCUUAAGGGUUGCGUCCAACUUGCGUCCCGACCCAACAUCCACAAUACGGUGAAUAUGGUUCCCGUCGACCAUGUGGCCCGUAUCAUCAUCGCUUGUGCUUUCCACCCGCCCCGGGCUCCGAUCAGUGUGGCCCAUGUCACUGGACACCCGCGACUGCGCUUCAAUCAGUUCCUCGGCGCGCUGCAGCUGUACGGCUACGAUGUUCCGCAGGUGGAUUAUGUGCCUUGGUCGAUGGCCCUCGAGCAGUAUGUCAAUGAUGGUCAGCACAAUGACAAGGAUUCGCAGCAUGCUCUCAUGCCCCUCUACCACUUCGUCACCGCCGACCUCCCGUCCAACACCAAGGCACCGGAGUUGGAUGACACCAACGCCGCCGCUGCCCUCAAGGCCGAUGCCGUCUGGUCUGGCGUCGAUGUCUCAGCCGGUGCCGGUGUCACGGAAGAGUUGGUUGGUCUGUACGCCUCUUACCUGGUGGAGACUGGGUUCCUGCCUCCGCCCACAGUCCCCGGAGGGAGGCCCUUACCAGCAGCGCGUAUUAGCGAGGAGCAGAAGAAGACCUUGCUGAGUGUCGGUGGCCGGGGAGGUGCUGCGUGA